Molecule: messenger RNA, 1584 nt
Organism: Cercopithifilaria johnstoni
Lineage: Eukaryota; Metazoa; Nematoda; Chromadorea; Rhabditida; Onchocercidae
Source: the annotation of a GenBank genome assembly
AUGCCCGGUAUUCAUACAUUUUAUCCCGGUUCAAUCCUGUUGCAACCAGUAGCAAAUUCAUUAGGCAUUGGAAUUGACAAAAUUAACUUAGUGAUAUGCCAAAUUAUAUCAUUGAUACUUGCUUAUUUACAAUACAGCGUCUUCAGUGCAGCUAAGGUUUCACGAAUGACACGUAUUGCAUUUCCUGCUAUUUGUGGCUUGAUAUUUUGUUAUUUUUGUUACGGCAAUGCAAUGAAACAUUUGGUGUUAUUGGUUGGUCUGUCAUAUGCUAUCAUGUAUUCUUCUCCGCCAGAAAUUGUGCAUAAAUGUGUAUUUUUAUUUUCUAUGGGGUAUCUCGUUUUGAUACAUUGGUAUCGGUGGUAUAUACUAACAGUGGCCUCUAUUGAUAUUACGGGUCCGAUGAUGAUAUUGGUUCAAAAAGUGACAGUACUUGCGUUUUCAUUGCAUGAUGGUAAGGUGAAAAAAAGUGAUGGACUAAAUGAAAUACAAAAAAGAGAAGCACUGAAAUCGUUACCUGAUAUUCUGAGCUUUCUGAGUUAUAUGUUUCAUUUUCAAGCAGUUUUAACGGGACCAGCUUGUUUUUAUACCGAUUAUAUGGCAUGGAUUAAUGGAACAGCUGCUAUCGGCAAAGAUGGGAAGGUUGAGAAGCCUUGGCGUGCAGUAUUAACAAAAUUAUCACAAACAGCAGUUUUCAUGUUAUUGUAUGUUUUUCUUGGUGAUUGCUUUACUCCUGAUAUUAUCAUUGAUGAAAAAUAUAUGAACCUGAAUUGGAUCCAAUGGCUAUUUGUGUUGUACAUUGUAAUGGCUUUUCAACGGGUACCAUAUUAUUUUGCAUGGACUUUGGCUGACGCGAUAUUUAAUUUGAGUGGUUUCGGAUUUAGAGGUUAUGAUUCAAAUGAGCAACCUCAGUGGGAUCUAGUUACCAAUGUCAAGCCUUGGAAAGUUGAGACAGCAUUAAAUUUCAAAGAAACGUUAGAAGCAUGGAACUGCUGUACGAUGUACUGGUUGCGACGUGUUGCAUAUGACCGCGCUCCAAAAGGGUACCGAACUCUAUCGACUUAUUUAUUGUCAGCAGUUUGGCACGGUUUCUUUUUGGGUUAUUAUGUCACUUUCUUGACUGGCGCUUUGUUCACCGUUUCUGCGCGAACGGUACGUCGUUGCUUACGUUGGCGUUUUCAAGGAAAUAAAUUUUUACAACGCUUAUAUGACAUGCUCACACUGGUUAUUACCAAAAUUGCUCUAUCUUAUGCAUCAUUUCCGUUUGUCAUGAUGCACCUUGGACCCGGUCUNUCACCUGAAUUAAUCGUACGUCGUUGCUUACGUUGGCGUUUUCAAGGAAAUAAAUUUUUACAACGCUUAUAUGACAUGCUCACACUGGUUAUUACCAAAAUUGCUCUAUCUUAUGCAUCAUUUCCGUUUGUCAUGAUGCACCUUGGACCCGGUCUAUAUUUUUACAGGCAAAUGUAUUUUUGUUUACACUUCACAGCACUUUUUGCUAUAUUUCUCUUGCCUCGAAUAUUGGCUCCAAAAUCAAAACCAAUAAUUCAAAGUGGAAGAAUUGACGACAUAAAGAAAUCAUCGUAA